This is a messenger RNA of Cornus florida, 5049 nucleotides long. Its product is annotated as recQ-mediated genome instability protein 1. The record is from RefSeq and is a predicted model, not a curated record. Lineage: Eukaryota; Viridiplantae; Streptophyta; Magnoliopsida; Cornales; Cornaceae. The transcript is spliced from 8 exons. The coding region runs from base 2643 to 4358 and encodes 571 amino acids. Gene Ontology annotation, cellular component: RecQ family helicase-topoisomerase III complex; nuclear body. Gene Ontology annotation, molecular function: nucleotide binding. Gene Ontology annotation, biological process: resolution of meiotic recombination intermediates; double-strand break repair via homologous recombination.
GGCAAUUUACAUAGAUCUCCCUUAUAGUUUGUCAUAAUUACACGGACCUCCCCUAAAAAUGAAAAUAUCUUACACGGAUCUCCCUUUUGUUAGAAUCAACAUCAAUCAACGACGAAUUGUGCUGAUAUCAUAUACAAAAUUUAGUAAAAUUCCUUUGUCCCUACCAUCUAUCUCACUCUUUCCCUACUCACUUUUUCUCUCUAUAAUAUAUUCAUUUACUGGCCCACCAUCACCGCCACCCCUGCCGACUACGGAGAUAAUGUUUCCACCUUUAAGUAUGCAUAUACGCAUAUACACAUCACCAAUAUCGCUUUCAUAUUAAACAUACAAGAGCCUGUGCACUGAUUAUUCUAUAAUAGAGAAAUCAACCGAUGAAUAUGUGGCAACAAAGACACUGACGAGAUUGAUUUGAGUGAUUGGGAUUGUGACUGGUGUUCUCUGUUUAGGAUUUGAUAGGUUCUUUGAGUGAUUGGGAUUGGGAUUCAGGGUUGGGGCUUGAGUAAUUGGGAUUGGUAUUCACGUUUGGGGUUUGAGUAAUUGGUGUUCUAUGUUUGGGAUCUAAUUCAAAGAAGAGGAAGGGCCGAGAAUUGAUUAUUGUUUUAAACAUCCAAAAGACGAGAAAUUAUUGGUAGCAACGAAGGUUCCACGUCACUUUGUUGACAGGGCAUCACAAGCCAAUAGAAUCUAGCCUUUUUGCACAGCUGUAUUCCUCGCAAUGUUCGCUUUCUCUCACUACCUCCAAGUCGUAUACCUAAAACCAGCGCCGGCGUCAAUUUUCACCGCCAGGUCUCUCCUCACCGUCAUGGCCUUCCUCUUCACCUCUGCCAGGUCGCCCUCAUCUGAGCCAUCCACAGCCGCCAUCAUUCGUGUCGCAGAGAUCCUUGUUCGCCGGCCGCUGUUCAGUCCAGCCGCUUCACCUCCGACCUUGCCUACGGUUCUGUUGUCUGCCCCUGUUUGACCCUCAGUCUUGUCAUCGUUGGUGACCUGAUUUUCUUUCUGCUCAGUUCUUCACCGGUGACCUGUCCAUCUCUCUGCCGGAUCUCUCUCAUACGCAUUUUGUUCCAUGCCCUACACAUUCUUUUACCAAAAAAGCCACGCCCUUUCCCACCAAACCUACCGUUGCUGCCAUAACCACCUAGAAAGUCGUCGCCUUUAACUGUCUGAUCUGGUCGCAGCGUCGAGGUCGUUGCCGAAGACAAAGACAAGACCCAUCCCCGUAAUUUUCGGAUCCUUUAUCGAUACCCACGUCGUCGCCGGCGCUGGUUCUUCGGAACUUCACCUUCAGCUGCGCUCACUUCGCCCUUGCUGAGCCCAUUGGCGUCGUCGGGUUUAACCGAGGAUUCCUUUCCUUGCCGGCUUAGCUCUCCACGUUCUCUCCUCAAUUACCGGUGCCGGAGAGUGAAGUGGAAGAAGGGGAAUUUUGGGUCGACUUGGAUGUAGUGAGAGAAAGCGAACAUUGCGAGGAAUACAGUUGUGUAAAAUGACUAAAUUCUAUUGGCUUGUGAUGCCAUGUCAGCAAAGUGACGUGGAACCUCCGUUGCUACCAAUAAUUUCUCCCAAAAUACACGCUAUUGCUGAGUCGCUCCGCUCCUCGCGAUCCUUCCGGUGAUCAACUCGGAACUUACCGUGGGAAUCGGCUACUUCAUUGUUGUGUUUGAGCUUCUUGUGGUAGUAGGAAUUUCUUUUGCCGUUCGGAGUGGUGCUUUCGGGUUGAUUCUGGAUGGAGGAUUUGUCGCCGGCCUCGACGAAGUAGUUAGCGUCGACAUUCUAAGAGUAGAACUCAGGGGAGUUACUGGCGCCGGUGAAUUUAUCGGCAACGAUGCUCAGAGAGGCGAAGGUCUGGUGCUGGUGAGAGUUAUUGUUGUCUUCUUCGGCGAUAAGAGGGAAGUCCUGGUUGCAUGAGGCCAUGGGAGUGUAGACAGAGAAAGUUGGGAGGAGAGACAGAAGAGGGUAUUAGACAAACUUUUUCCGACGAAGAUGAGUUGUUCUCCGAUGAAAAGCUCGUGUCUCUGCAGUUCUCCGCGAUGCAUCCUACAGUGAUGCCAGUGAGCUCAUCGGAGAUUAGAUUGCCGGAGAUUGUGAAAUCUCGAUGGAGACCAAACGUCUCAGUACUGGAUCCAUAUUCAUUUUCUCUCAAGGCAUCAAUGUUGGUGGUCGUCUAUUCGAGGGUCAAUCGCGGUUGUAAUCACAAGAGGUUUGAUGGUGGCUAUGGUGGUAAGGCGUGGUGGUGGUGGUGGUCGGCUGGAGGAAAACGUAGGUGGGUUUGUUGUAUAUAUAUAAAUAUUUAAUAGUAUAUGGAUAUUUCAGUCACUUAACAUACUAACUGAGGGCAUUUCAAUAAAUUUAACUGGUAUGUUAGUCUAUUUAACAGUCCGUCACUGAGAGGGGAGGUCCGUAUACGAUAGUUUCAUUUUCAGGAGAGGUCUUCAUAAUUAUGGUAAACUAUAGAAGAGGUUUGUGUAAAUUACCCAAAAAUAAACCCUUCAAAUUCAAUAUAUAUAUAUAUAUAUAUAUAUGGUAUAUUGGUAUGUAUUAUGUGUGUGUGUAUACGUCGUAUAUAUGGGUUCCCUCGCUAAUAAGUUGUAAAAUGUAAAAGGAAAAGUGGAGGGAAAAUCGGAACCUUUGAGAAAAUUCGAAAGGAAAUGCCGAGAAGACGCCUGAGAGUGGUCUGUUCAUCUGACGAAGAAGAAGAAGAGGACGAACAACGAUCACAACAGCGAAAUCAAGAAAUAGAAGAUAAUAUCAGUGAUUAUGAUAUUGAGGUUGAACUACAAGAUCCCACUCUCAAUCUCGAAUCCGUAGCCCUAAAUUCUUCCUCAAACCCUAACCCUAACCCCUCUGAACCCGUCCCAUUCGAAAUCUCCGACGAAGAUUUCAUGGACGUCCCCGAUAACCUCUCUCCGCCCCCACCGCCGCCAUCUACGGCGGAGCAAUCGUUUCAAUCAUCUUCGGGCUCGAGAACUAGUGGUACUAACUUCAGUGAAUCGUCUGAUUGUCCGAUAAGUGAUGUUCUUCGGAUGCUCGGUUUGAGGUUGCGAAGAGAAUGGUUGGAUUCGUGCAUUCGCGGCCUCGAGAGCUCUGUACCAGGCUUGGCGAACUUCGAUGUUGAAGUUAAGGCGAAGCUCUGUUUCGAGCAGUUCUUGUGCUCCGACAUGAAUUACUCCGGUGGCGGAGGUCUUCCGGAAAAUGUGCAUUCUAUGCAUCUUGUGGAUCUCACAGGUCCUUUCGUCUUGCAGGUUGAUGAAAUUAUCAAUCUCAGUUGUCCUCUCAAAGAGAGGUAUCAGAGUGCACCUUCAGGGGUUAAGAGGUGCCUGAAGUUGUCAAUGACUGAUGGCGUUCAACGUGUGUUUGGGAUGGAGUACCGACCUAUCAAGGAUCUUGAAGUUCUGGCUCCUGCUGGGCUGAAGGUUGCCAUUUGUAAUGCAAACAUAAGGCAUGGGAUUCUAAUGUUAGUCCCCGAAGUUUUUGAAGUCUUAGGAGGAUUGGUUGAGGAGUUGGACGCAGCACGGCAGAGGCUUGUUAAUGAAAUAAACAAACCACCAAGGGGAAAAAGGACCAGGACAGGAGUGGUUCCUCCUUUAGCAACUAGAGCAACUCUUGCUGCGUGGCCACAAAACUGUGUCAGUAGUCCUGGGCACAACAAUAAUUCCACAUCACAAGCUGCAAUUCCUAUGCAAGAAGAUGAGCAAGUACGUACUGCAUCUGUUAUCUCUACCAGUGAAAGGAACACAGAAGAGUCUGCUGUACCAAUCAGUAGGGAAAAUGCUGAACAAAAUUUGUCAUCUACCACUUUUAUGGAUGUUGAGGAAAUUCAUAUGGUUGAUGAGGAAGAACAUCCAUUCAUAUUGAGUGGAGAUAGAGAAACUCCUUUCACUUAUUUAGCUAGUUUGUCAGCAAAGUGGGCUGCAAUGCAGGACACAGCUUCUAAUGUUCAGGGAAUAAUUAAGUGUUUUUUGACUGGUGUAAAGAAAUUUCAAUAUAAGCAAAGGACUACAUUUGAGCUUCGAGUUUAUGUUGAUGAUGGUAGCCUCAUAUCCGAGAUCCUUAUUGAUCACAAUGUUGUGCAGAGAGGAAUAGGUCAUUCUCCUGAGGAGGUCACUGGAGCUCUCACUUCUUCGGACUCCAAGAGAGUGAGUGAUAUGAAGGAGACAAUGAAACAGUUCCAGAUUUUCUUAGUAAAUUUUGAGGGUACGAUGCUUGUACAGAUGAAUAAAGCCUCCCCUAUUCCAAUUGCCAUUGAAAUGAACCAGGGCUCUUCUGCAUCUGAUGCUUGGUUGCUUCUGAGAAGACUGAGGGCCUCUAAUUCUGAUCAGCCGCCACCACCACGUCACUUGAAUCCCAUCAACAUAUCCCCUUGACUAAAUCGGCCCAGAUGCUGCUGCUCAUGUUCUGUAAAGAAGUCAAGCGGUCAGUGAAAGCCGAUAACAAUGUAGAUUAUACAACAACGGCUGUGGUUCACUGAACUCAGAUUCUGGAUGACACCCUGCACCGGAAAAUGAUCUGAAAGUGCGCAGAACUCCCAUCAACAGAAUUAUACUCACUGCUUUGACUGGCUAGUUGAGUCUUCUAUUGCAUUAGUUGCUAAUUUAUUAAGACUUAAUAGGAGACACUGAAAUUUUGAUGGCCUCCAGCAAUACACACAAGUCAUCCAUUUGGUAUAAUAGACGAGGUAGAUUAACUAGAUUUUACUUUUGUCAUACGUAAUGGUUUAGAGGAUUGAAAUUUUAUUAGAUGUCAAGAAGUAAGUAAACUUGGUUUUGCUAGCACCGUGAGGGGGCAAUUUAUCUAGGUAAAAAUGGAAAAUCAAGCAGCGAGACCUUCUCAAAGAGCUCGUAAACAAGUCAGCGAAAACCUCUCUCUACAUUUAGUGACUUGCACAUAGACUACAUUGGAACAGUUUUGAUCUGAUUAUGAAGGUCUUUGUUCUUGUAAGUUCAGUUAUUUAUAGUCCAAACUUGUGUAUUAUAUUACUCACACUAUGACUAUGAUGUGUUAGUGUUUGAACUAUUUAACCUCUCAAUGAGAUUUUUCCACAUUGUAUUCAUAUUA